CGAUGCUGCGGAAGGCGGAAGUGCUGGUGAGGAGCAGGUGGACUUGGUGUGGUGGGGGUCCUGCGGCUUCUUCCAUGCGAGCCCGGCGGGCUCCUUCACGCAAUGGGACCACCAGGCGUCCCUCAAAGAAGCCGAGAUGUGAAAGGAAACGCCUGGCCAAGCCGAAGACAGGACCUCGGGUGGGGCCGGCGGAUGAAGCCCACUCGGGAGCAUCCACCCUGGACCUUGAGGUGAGGCUGCAGAGCGAGAAGGGGCCUUCAGAAGAUCCCCAAGAUGUAGGCGAGAACAUGGAACCCAGGGGGUCUGAGGUCUUCCAGCCCCACCUACCACAGAAGGUGGAGGAAGAGGAAGGAGGAGGAGAGACCGGGACGGCUGGUCCGUCCACCUCUUUGCAGAUGGAGCCGGAGGAGACGUCCAGGCAAACCAGCGAGCCAGACAACAGCAUUUUCUUGAACGAGGACAGUAACCAGCCGCUGCCGAUGGACCGGUUCUUCGGAAGCGUGGCGUUCACGCAGGACCUCCCACCGGCCUCCUUCUCGCGGACCAACACCAGCAGGCGAGAGUUCCGAAGAAUGCAUUUUAUUGCCAAAGAGGAAGAUGAGGAGAGUGGAGAAGAGGUGGUCUGAAGGAUGGCGGUUCUCCCUGAAGACCAGGGAUUCUCAUGGAAAGUUGAAGGCCAGCGAGAACCAAUCUUGAGUGAAUUGUCCCUUUUCCAGAUGCAGUAAAGACAAAAAAAUGUUCCUUGCCGUUGUAGCAUCUUCUAGAGUUUGUGUUCUUCAGAACCGUCAUCGGGAUGGUGAUGGACAUUGGGCUACUCACAAACCAAGGUGCCUGUUUCUGGUGAAGCCCAUGGGUCACAGCGCCCACUACAACCAUGAUGACAGAGCCUUGGAUUUGAGGGAACAACAACCAACCACCCCAAAGUUGUGGGUGCGACAUCGCUGGAGGUCUUCAAAAAGAGAUCGGACAGCCAUUUGACUAGGAUGGAAUAAAGACUCCUGCUUGAACGGGGUUGGAUUAGAUGACCUCUGAGGUGCCUUCCAACUCUUGUUAUUCUGUAUGCUUCUUUCCCCAGGCGUAUCAUUUCUCUCUUUAUCUAAAAGCUCAUUUUUAAUCAUAUUCAGAGUUCAUUCAGAGCUGUUUUGAAGUUUGUAAAACCUGGCUAAACUGUGGACUGCACAUUAAAACCUAGUUUAUUAUGUUCUGUGAACAGAGAUGUUGGAGGGGUUAAAAAAAAACGAUGGCAGAUGUAUGAGCCCUCCCAGUUUGGGCACAUCUACCCCUAACUAUGAAUAAAAGGAUCUAUUUUAGAGCUCAAGAAA
Molecule: messenger RNA, 1322 nt
Organism: Ahaetulla prasina
Lineage: Eukaryota; Metazoa; Chordata; Lepidosauria; Squamata; Colubridae
Gene: C18H1orf174
Product: chromosome 18 C1orf174 homolog
Exons: 3
Coding region: 3-626 (207 amino acids)
Source: RefSeq, a predicted model, not a curated record